UGGGUUGUUUACAUUCCUAAGUACGAUUUGAUUUACAGGUACACACUGAUACCGGGUAUGUUUGCUUUCACGUCUGCAUAAUACCACCGAGAGUCCUGCUUGGUUUAUUUAUGGUGGUUUAAUACUGUACCUGUAUUCAAGUUUAAGAAGCAUGAAGUGAAGGUCAGUCAUCGAUAGCUGGCUGAGGACAACAUGUAUAGCAGGCGUAGGUUGGACAACAUGCUGGAGUAUCGUCUUACAUAGCAGAACACAGAUUUGCUGAUAACAGUGGUUUCACAGGUAACAGACCGGAGAUGGCAUCGACAGGUGGUGUCACGGACUCCAAUCCCAUCAGGCUGGUGAGCACUUCAGGUGUGACGAAUAUUAAAGGGGUUGGAAUAAGUGGCAAGCGAAUCCACUUCUUCACGGAUUUCUUCACCAACAUGAUUGAAAUCAAAUGGAGCUGGAAUGUAGUUAUUUUCAUUGGUGGAUUUACUAUCACGUGGUUACUGUUCGCAUUAUACUAUUGGCUGGUGUGUCAUCUGCAUGGAGAUUUUAUAAAUUAUUCAACUAACGACUGGAAUCCGUGUAUCACUGACGUAAAAUCAUUCGCAUCUACGUUUCUUUUUUCGAUUGAAACCCAGACGACUAUUGGGUACGGAUCGAGGUCCGUCACGGAAGAAUGUCCCGUUGUGUACAUUGGGAUCUUUAUACAAUCAAUCGUGGGUGCUGGAUUACAAGCGGCUUUGGCCGGUCUCGUAGUUGCCAAGAUCAGAAGAGCAAAGAAGAGGGCAAGAACAAUAUUGUUCAGUACUGUAGCGUGUAUAGUAGAGGAGGACGGUCAGAUGAAACUGGUUAUAAGAGUCGGCGACAUGAGAAAGUCUUUUAUACUAAACGUUCAAGUAAAAGGUUAUUUCUUCCAGAAAAUGGCUGCGAAAUCAGGGAAGAGUUACCCAGUGAAAUACCACCCAAUGACAUUCAAAGGAGAGGAUAGCAGUCUGCAGAUUUUCCUCGCGUGGCCGACACAGCUUGUUCAUGUGAUCGACGAGCGGUCUCCUUUGUGGACUAUGUCUCGUGAAGAUCUGAAACGUUAUAAUUGUGAGCUUGUUAUAAUUCUUGACGGGACGGUGGCUGCUACCAGUAUGCCGUUCCAGGCCCAAACGUCUUACCUUCCCUGGGACAUCCUCUGGGGUCACAGGUUCGAUACGUUAGGCACAAAAGUUAAUAAAUCAGGUGCUUACAUAUUAAAUUUUGCAAAUUUUCACAAGACGCACGCUCUAACUACUCCAGUGUGUAGCGCAUGCGAUUUGAAGAAAAUGAUAGACGCUGGACUUCCGGUUCCGAAAGAAUGUCCGAAAGAUUCCAAACAUAGCCAACAACCACUUAGUGCCGAUGAAUUUGAGGUUCGAUUCCAAAGUGCGGAUAACGAUGCUUAUGACCAAACCACACCAGUGGAAAAUAUUAACAAGCUUGGAGUUAAGUUUAACAGUUCAGAUAACAGUGCAUUCUGCCAUUCAACGCCUGAUAUGAAUACCCGCAAGAGGGCGUCCGUUAUGGCUAGUAGAUGACGUAUUGAACACGUCAUUACACAUUUUGAUGGUGCUCCGACAAUUAAAGUCUUCCAAUUAUCAUGUGAUCUGUAUUUCGUCAGAUUAAAUAACGAUUAUUUUUUAUGUUCCAAUUGUAUUUGUCGUGUAAUUGUUAUCAUUCAUGAAAUACACAAAAAUUAAAAGUUUGCAAAUAAGUUUUAGACUAUUAACAUUCAUAAAGUGAUAUUUGGAUACUUUAGAAUCAUAGAGUUGAAAUAUCUUAUGAAUAUUUACAUAUCUGACGCAAAAUUGUUCAACUAAAGGAUUGCAACUGUUGUAAUUACUCCGAAAUGGAAUGAUAGGAAGUUAAUUAAUGUAUUGAUCAAUUAAUAAAAGUCCUUAGGAAAAUU
Messenger RNA from Pecten maximus, 1918 nucleotides. Its product is annotated as ATP-sensitive inward rectifier potassium channel 1-like. The record is from RefSeq and is a predicted model, not a curated record. Bases 294 to 1547 code for a protein of 417 amino acids. Gene Ontology annotation, biological process: potassium ion import across plasma membrane; regulation of monoatomic ion transmembrane transport. Gene Ontology annotation, cellular component: plasma membrane. NCBI's taxonomy places the organism in Eukaryota, Metazoa, Mollusca, Bivalvia, Pectinida, Pectinidae. Gene Ontology annotation, molecular function: inward rectifier potassium channel activity. The transcript has 2 exons.